Molecule: messenger RNA, 2367 nt
Organism: Nelumbo nucifera (sacred lotus)
Lineage: Eukaryota; Viridiplantae; Streptophyta; Magnoliopsida; Proteales; Nelumbonaceae
Source: RefSeq, a predicted model, not a curated record
UUUAAUUUAUUCAAUUCCUUAAUUAUAACCUUCAGUAGUCUUCUAUUUUCCAUACUUCUGCAAGUAUGGAAUUUGAGCAGUCCGUUAUAGGAGAUGUCCAACGUGAACCAAGAAUUAUAGAUGGACACCAUGGUAACAAAUUCUCCAAGGAAUUGAGUUCAUCCUUGCGAAGAAGUCGACGAGAGUCAGACGAUAGCACUCAGCAUGGAUCAGAGUCCUUCAGGAUGCUUCAUAUGGGUGUGGAGAGGACUGAUCCCGCUGAGACCAAAUUCGCCUGGUUGCGCUCGCAGCUGGUGGGAGCCGAUGUCGAAUUCGACACUCCCUUCGGCAAACGUCUACUCACCUAUGCCGAUCACACUGCUUCUGGGAGGGGUCUUCGCUACAUUGAAAACUACAUCAGCAAUGAUGUUCUUCCAUUUUAUGGAAAUACUCACACGAGUGAUAGUUUUGUGGGGUACCGGACGACGAAGACGGUGCAUGAGGCGACAGAAUACGUCAAGAAAUGCUUAGGUGGGGGAGUUGACGAUGCACUCCUAUUCUGUGGCUCCGGCACCACCGCUGCGAUCAAGCGCCUCCAAGAAGUGAUGGGAAUUGCAGUUCCUUCAAGCAUGAGAGAUAGACUGCUCAAGAUACUCAAGAAGGAUGAGAGAUGGGUGGUCUUUGUUGGGCCAUUUGAGCACCACUCCAACAUCUUAUCUUGGCGCCAGAGCCUAGCAGAGGUGGUGGAGAUUGGUAUCGAUGAAGACGGAUUGAUAGACAUGGCAACUCUGAAACGCCAACUUGAGACUUAUAAGUCCUCCAACCGUCCUAUGUUGGGCUCGUUCUCAGCUUGUAGUAAUGUCACUGGAGUCUACUCUGACACUCGCGCUCUGGCUCGAAUUCUUCAUCAGCAUUGUGCCUUUGCAUGCUUCGAUUUUGCUGCGAGUGGUCCAUAUGUGGAGAUCGACAUGCGAUCAGGAGAGCUGGAUGGCUAUGAUGCAAUUUUUCUUAGCCCUCAUAAGUUCCUUGGUGGGCCUGGGACUCCUGGGAUCCUUUUGAUGAGCAAGGCCUUGUACCAGUUAAAAUUUUCUGCACCUUCAACUUGUGGAGGAGGGACUGUGAGCUUUGUUAAUGGCUUCUCCGAAAGGGAUACUUUGUACUAUGAAGACAUUGAAGAGAGAGAAGAUGCAGGCACCCCACCGAUCAUCCAGAAGAUACGAGCAGCACUGGCUUUCUGGGUGAAGGAAUACAUUGGUUACAACGUAAUUGAAGCACAGGAGCAGGUCUACGUAAAGGCAGCUCUCAAAAGGCUGUCCCCCAAUCCAAACAUUUGGAUUUUAGGAAAUACUAGUGAACCAAGAUUAGCAAUCAUCUCUUUCCUCGUGUUUUCUACUAGAAAUUCAUCAGAGAGCGAAGUUGAUGGUAGAAAGACAAGAGACAGAGGACUUUAUAUGUGGAGAGAGUCGGGGGAUAAGAGAGAUAAGCCUCUCCAUGGUCCUUUCGUCGCCAAGCUCCUCAACGACCUCUUUGGCAUACAGGCUCGAGGUGGGUGUGCUUGUGCUGGACCCUAUGGUCACCUUUUACUCAACGUUGGGGAGCCCCUCUCACUUGCCUUUCGAUCUGCCAUUCAGAAGGGCUAUUCUGGUGUAAAACCCGGAUGGACAAGAGUUAGCUUUCCCUACUACAUGUCCAUGGAAGAGUUCGAGUUCAUUCUGGCUGCAAUGGAAUUCAUUGCCAUUUAUGGCCAACGCUUCCUUCCACUGUAUCACUUCAACUGGAGAACUGGAAACUGGUCCUUCAGGAAGAGAGCAGUACUUCUGGAUGAUGUUACAGUAAAACAAAACGAAAUCGAUUUCAGUAACUUGUCUAUGAUCGAGAAGAAGGUUGUAGGGACGAUUGACAAUGAACCAAAGGCCCUUAAAGAUGAAAGCAGUGACAGGAAAACAGCUGGGGUGAUAAAAAAGUAUGCUUCAUACUUAGAAGCAGCCAAACAUAUAGCAAAUUCACUCCCCAAGUUUCCUCCCCCUCGUAAGGUGCCGAAAGACAUAGAUGUUAACCUGGUUCAUUUUAGAGUCUAGCCUCUUUAAUUAGUCCUUAUUGCUUUAUGUAUUGUGUGUGAAUAUAAGCUGGGUUUUCUCAACCCUACCACACUGAAUAAAAAUAAAAUGUAGAAUAGAAGAUUACAUCCCGUAAUCUUCUUCAGUCACAGGCUCAGCAGAGAACCCUACCUAUUGGAGAGAAAUUAACACCAUUUAAGGGUUGGUUUUGCUUUGAGCGUGGUCAUGUUUGUAUCCUUGUACUGUAUUAUUCCAAUUUUCAGGGGUUUGUAAUCAAUAAAAUAAAAUCUGGUGGCAUCAAACCCACCGCUUUUCUAUGAAUCAAACAAGG